Ornithodoros turicata is the source of this 1083-nucleotide messenger RNA. RefSeq lists its product as uncharacterized. The coding region runs from base 1 to 1083 and encodes 360 amino acids. The transcript has 3 exons. The record is from RefSeq and is a predicted model, not a curated record. NCBI's taxonomy places the organism in Eukaryota, Metazoa, Arthropoda, Arachnida, Ixodida, Argasidae.
AUGGCGUCGUUCGAUGCGGCCGUCCUACUCGCUUUAAGCGACGACAGUUCUUCGAGUAGCAGCUCAUGUAGCUCAAAGGAUAGCGACAGUGACGACGAAACAACGCAAAACAUGUACGAAAUGUUAUACAGACGUGCGUUUGCUACACUUCCGUGCAAGCGUCCGAAGAUCGCAGGAUACAUUGACAACGUAGUGCACCGGUACUCUGAUGAAGAGGUACGUGGGUAUGCCGCAAACAAGGCGUGCAUCAGAGACGUGGCAGGCCGUUUCGGACUUGGUGAGACAACGACAUUCAGAAGUAUUGAGCGUGUAAUGGAGUUUCUUGUUAAGGUGGCCCCAACUGUCAUCAUAUUCCAUGACGAUCUUCGAAAGCUGGCAACAGAGUUUGAACAGGGAAAAGCAACCGUGUCAGGCGUGCCCAGCACUAUUGGAUGUAUUGAUGGCUCAUACAUCAGCAUUCGCUGCCCAGCACAUAAAAUCCGGUCCACGUACAUAAACAGACACAUAUACAUAUCGCUCACACUGCAGGCGGUAUGUGAUCAUGAGAAGAGGUUUCUUGAUGUAACUAUAGGACACCCAAGUAAAGUGCACGACGCAAGAAUUUUCCGCACUUCCAGGCUGGCCAAAAAGCUUCCCUUGAUCUGUGCUCCUGGGAAUUAUCAUAUACUUGGGGAUGCAGCUUACCCGCUCCGCGAGUAUUUGCUCACACCGUACAGAGACUAUGGCACCCUAACAGAAAGUCAGCGCACCUUCAAUGCAAAAUUUUCAGCAACAAGAGUGCGCAUUGAGAAUGCAUUUGCAGACCUCAAGGGAAGGUUUUGGCAACUUUUACAUGUUGACUUCUUUCUCGUCGACAAAAUGAACAAGUUCAUUAUUGCGUGCUGUGUUCUUCACAAUUUGUGUAUCAAAGCGGGUGACACUGAUGUGCCACCCUCAAACGACGAUUGCACUUCGAGUGACUGUGAAUGGCUAAGGGCACCUGAGGACAGUCAGAACUUUGACGCUGUGACAGCCACGGAAGUCCUACUGCGCCGCCGUGGGGAGCCCAAAAGGGAUAGAGUGAGGCAUGCCAUGGGCUUGUGA